Messenger RNA from Poecilia reticulata (guppy), 910 nucleotides. Its product is annotated as STAM-binding protein-like A. Lineage: Eukaryota; Metazoa; Chordata; Actinopteri; Cyprinodontiformes; Poeciliidae. The record is from RefSeq and is a predicted model, not a curated record. Gene Ontology annotation, cellular component: endosome; cleavage furrow. Gene Ontology annotation, biological process: protein K63-linked deubiquitination. Gene Ontology annotation, molecular function: K63-linked deubiquitinase activity; protein binding; metal-dependent deubiquitinase activity.
GUACGAUGGUGGAUGCCCUGCGGCAGCUGGCCGUUCCUGCUGAGCUGUGCCGCAGCUUCCUGAGGCUGGCCGAGGCCAACACCAGCCGCGCUGUGGAAACCUGCGGCAUCCUGUGUGGAAAACUGACCAGAAAUGCGUUCACUGUGACCCACGUCAUCGUGCCGAAGCAGUGCGGCGGGCCGGACUACUGUGACACUGAGAACGAGGAGGAGCUGUUCCUGAUCCAGGACCAGCACGACCUCAUCACCCUGGGAUGGAUCCAUACUCACCCGACGCAGACCGCCUUCCUGUCCAGCGUCGACCUCCACACACACUGCUCCUACCAGAUCAUGCUCCCCGAGGCCAUCGCCAUCGUCUGCUCGCCUAAAUUCAACGAAAUCGGCUACUUCCGGCUAACCGAUCGAGGAACGGAUGAGAUCUCUUCGUGUAAACAGAAGGGCUUCCAUCCUCACAGCAAAGAUCCUCCUCUCUUCACACACGCCGGACAUGUGAACAUCACGGACGACGCUGUGAGCAUGAUGGACCUGCGGUGAUCUUCUGGUUCCACCCAAACACUUGAGGACUGUUUAACCGAACUGAACGUGUUUCACUGGAAGAAGCUGAAAACACUCGUUUUUUUUCCCCGGACGGUACUGAGAAAAGCGCCAGCCACGUUUACCGUUUAUUUAGACUUCUUUUCUUCUCAAGAGGAACUGUGUUGAACAUUCAUAUAUUAUUGCACUUUCCAAACAAGCAAACUACUAUCAGACUCAUGGACUUCUGAACCUCUUGUCUUUUCCAUGCUUCUGUUUUUUUGUCCUUAACUUGUUCUCUGUUCUGCUUUCUUCUUUCAACAUGUUUGUCAGUGACCGCUGACAGGUGAGAUUUUGAUUCUGCCUGACAGAUAAAGUGCCAAGGAUGUGAACAUUCA